CCCUGUAAACUACAGUUAUCUUUUGCCAUAUGUGGCAUACUGGAGAAACUUGCAUUUCCAUUGCCUGACUGAAAAUGAGUAUGAAGAUGAAGAAGCUGCAGAGGAGUUUAAAAUUGCCAGCUUUGUAGACAUGGUUCGAGAUUGUAGUCGAAUCGGCAUUCCUUACAGCUCCCAAGGUCAUCUACAGAUAUUUGAUAUGUUCAUUGUAGAAAAGUGGCCAGUAGUGCAGGCCUUUGCACUGGAGGGGAUCGGUGGCGAUGGCUUCUUUACCAUGAAAUACGAGUUAAUGGAUGUCAGCAUGGAUCUGUGGAAAACAUACAGCAAAAUGGAUCCUGUUUCCCUGGAGGACUUGCUUUUUGAGGAUUUAAUGACUUUCGAGCACCAAUGGACCAGCUUUUUUGCUAAUUUUGACACUGAAAUUCCUUUCAUCCUCGAGCUGUCAGAAUCUCAAGCAGGGGAGUCAUUCAGAAGUUACUUCAGUCAUGGAAUGAUUUCAAGCCAUAUAACAGACAACAGCCCUAGCAGACAGCCUUUUGUGCUGUUUGGUAACCACUCGAGUAAAGAGAACCUGAACUCUGGUAACUUUAAUUUUCCAUCGGAGGGACAUCUGGUUCGAAAUACAGGCCUUGGUGGAAGUACUGCUAAGCACAUGGCUGUACAGUGUGUAUCUCCCAAGGGACCUCUGGCUUGUUCAAGGACCUAUAUUUUUGGAACAACUCACAUUCCUUACCUGGGAAAUGACAAUGAGAUGCACGAGAAAACUAAACAAGUGCUGUUGUCCCAAAUAUAUGCUGCUGUUGUGGAGGCUGUCCUUGCUGGUAUUGCAUGCUAUGCCAAAACUUCCAGUGCAACCAAGGCAAAAGAAACAGCAGAAGAAAUUCUUAUGUCUAUGCUUGAUUCCUUUCAUCUAAUACAAUUUAAAACUGCAUUACGCUCCAAAAUAGCUUUUCAGAUUCAAGCUGUGAAUAAUCAUGGAAGAAUUAUUCCAUUGGAUAAUGAGGAUAGCCUGUACUUAGUUAAAACCGCGGCUAUGACAAUCUAUGACAUUCCAGAUUUACUCGGAGGAAGGGGAUGCUUGGGAUCUGUUGUCUUCUCAGAAUCAUUUCUGGCAUCACAGAUUUUUAUAAAGGAAAAAGAUGGCAGUAUUAAUACAGAAACCAGCUACAUCAUUCUUACUGCAGCUAUCCCAAGAUAUGUUUCUUGGCUGGUAGAAGAUAAUGAAGUGAAACUGUCUGAAAAGGCGCAGCAAAUAGUGAAGGAAGAUGAAUCCUUCCUAGGCACUUUCCUCACAGGAGGUGAUGGAGCAUAUAUUUAUUCUAGCAGUUCACAGGUCAUGCCUGAGGAAGGUAAAUUAUACUUCUUUUCAGAUGGCAUUCUGUUUUCCCAUCCCCAUCAUGGGAGCAUUACUGUUUCAAAGAAUCAUAUGGAUUCCAUUAAGUUCUAUGAUGGGGAUUCUACCAGUGUUGUGGCUGCUCUUUUUAUAGACUUCAAAAGUUCCUUGCUUGCUCAUCUACCAGUUCAGUUCCAUACCCCAAGCAACUUCCUGAUGAUUGGACUUUUCCCAAAAUCAAAGAUCUAUAAAGCUUUUUAUUCACAGGUUUUCUCCUCAUGGCAACAGACAAACUCAGGAAUAUCUUUAAAGGUGAUCCAGGCAGAUUUCCUAUCUGUAGAACAAAAGAGAUUACUCUCCAAUAUGCAGAAGCUAUGUAAUGCCUUGUCCUAUCCUGCUGGGGAAAGAUGGAGCCAACUAAAAAUGGCCGCUAGCCUCCCAGAACUAGAGAGGUUUCUGCAACACUUUGCGGUCAGCAGUAUAAGUCGUGAGCCAGUAAUGAGAGCACACCUUCCUAUUUUGUUACAACAGUCGGAAAGCAUUCCUGUUAGCAAAGCAGAAAAUGAUAAGGUGGUUAUCACUAUUAUAACAGGGCUUCCAGGCUGUCACUCCAGUGAUCUGUGCGCUUUCCUGGUCACUUUUAACAAGGAGUAUGGAAGGUGGGUUGUUUAUCGGCAAACUAUGGAUAGCCCUGAAUGUUUCAGUGCUGCCCACUUUCAGCGUUACCUUUCAAGUGUUAUUGAGUCCCAGCAGAACCGCAGCGCACGUCAGUCCAGUUACAGUAGAAAGAAAAUGAGGCUGUUGGUGGUCUUGCAAGGAUAUACAGAUGUUAUUGAUGUUGUACAGGCACUGGAGACUCACCCUGACCCUGAUGUGAAGUCCUCUUUCAUCAUAGGAACAAUUUCUACUUGCGUAGAACCACUUAGCUGCUAUAUGGAACAUAGAUUCCUUUUUCCUAAAUUCCUGGAUCAGUGUUCACAAGGACUGGUGAGCAAUGUGGUCUUCACAAGUCAUACUACAGAGCAGAGACACCCACUCCUUGUACAACUUCAGAGCCUCAUACGAGCAGCAAAUCCUGCUGUUUCAUUUAUCUUGGCAGAAAAUGGUCUUGUAACUAGGAAUGAGGAUAUUGAGCUAAUUCUCUCUGAAAGCAGUUUUUCAAAUCCUCAGAUGAUGAGAGCUCGCUAUUUAAUGUAUCCUGGCUGGUAUGAUGGUAAGUUUGGAGCUGGUUCUGUCUUCCCACCAAUGGUUCAGAUCUGUGUGUGGUUUAGCCGUCCUCUGGAAAAAACACGAUUUGUGACCAAAUGUAAAGCAAUUAAGUCAUCAAUUAAGUCAAGUCCUUUUUCUGGAAACAUAUACCACAUUUUGGGCAAAGUUAAGUUUUCAGAUUCUGAUAAGAUGAUAGAAGUCUGUCAUAACACAUCAUCUAAUUCAUUAAGCCUUGUGCCUGUUCAGGAGGGGCCUACUCCUCCUGAUUCAAGAAAUGAUAACCGAGAUCGCAGCGGUCAGCAAGAGUGCUUCCUUGUGUUCAUUGGCUGCUCUCUUAAGGAAGAGGAUAUAAAAGACUGGCUCAGGCAAACUGCAAAGCAGAAACCUCAGAGGAAAGCCCUGAAAACCAGAGGAAUGCUGACUCUGCAGGAGAUCAAAAACAUUCAUAUGAAGCGCCACUUGGAUCCACUUCCAGCUGGUUACUUUUACAAUGGAACUCAGUUUGUGAAUUUCUUUGGGGACAAGAUGGAUUACCAUCCACUAAUGGACCAAUUCAUGAACGACUACUUGGAAGAAGCUAACAGAGAAAUCGAAAAGUACAACAGAGAGCUAGAAGAACAAGAAUAUCAUGACCUCUUUGAGCAGAAGACAUAAGCAUGCAUGUUUGUGGUAUUAAAUGCACAUAAACAUUGUGGAUUUCUAAACUGUCAUCUAUCAGUAACCGAAAAAAUGCUGACAGCCUUGCUGGUUAACAAGAAAAUGAAAAGUAAAAUGUUAGUUUUUAGCAGUUUUAAAAUGAAACUUCAUUCCUGUAAAGCUGGCAUUUUAAUCUGGUAACUACUUAGUUGUUUGUACAGUCUGGUUCACAUCCACUUCAUCUUAAUUCCAGAUCAUAAAAAGCAUCACCUGGAAUUUCUCUGAUUAGCAGUGGAAAUAUUACAUGUUCAAAACAAAACUAUGUCCUAAUAGCCCUGUGUAUGAGCAGUGAAAUUGGUCUGUGGUACAGAUAAUCAAAAACCUGGAGCUCAUUUCUUUCAAUGUCCUAUCAAACUUCCUGUACAGAAUGUACACAGGUGUCCAUAAAUGAAAAAGUGGCCAACACUUGUUACGCCCUGAAGUAUUUCAGUAUGAGAGUUUGAGUGUGUUCCUAAAGCGAGAAAUGGGGGAACACUUGAAAAGCUCUGAUCACCUGAUCUUGCUGCUGCUCUCAAUGGCUCAUUUUCUCCUGUGAUACUAUCGUUCUCAUGCAGAAUGCAUUACAGGCAGAGUGGUGUAACCUAUGACCUGACGUUGCUGGAGAGUAAAAGGGUUAUCUUGUACAUUUUCCUGUAGCCCCAACAUCUGAGCAAAUCAUCUGGGGAUGAGCAAGGUAUCUUUUGGCUGAAGAGAUGAGUUAUUCGUCUACUCAAUAUGUUUUCAAAGGUAAAAAAGAACAGUAGAGAAAUACAGAAUAGUACUUGAAGUACUUUAUCUGUCAAGCUUUUAGGAGAAUCUAUGUGCCAUAGCCUUCCACAUAAUUGAAACACUGGGUUUGAUUUUUUUUGGUUCCGAUUUGUUUUUUCAAGCUGAUGAUAUAGUGAGAAUGAUGGCACCUUGUCCGCUAAAUUAAACAAGAACUAUUUUGAAUAUGACUACAUAGAACGCUGGCCAAGACUCUGAGGUGGCUAACCUGCAGGCUACUGACCGACAGUAUUGUAGGGCUUGUUACCUUGAAAAACAGAUUACUGUAGCUCACUGUGUAUUUGGAAAUUAGUUUUGUGGAAACCAACCAUGGCUGAACAUUUUAACUUGCAUAUUCCUUUCCCUCAGGAACAGAUAAGGAUCAGCUUUUAGUGCAUCUGUGACCUUUCUGUUGAUCAGAUGUAUUUGAUGCAAUAAGAAUUUAUUGAAGGAAUAAUUCCGUAUAGUAUGCUUAUAAUAAUGAAGCAUAACUGGUGUUCAUAAGCUCUUCUGUUAAGAAAGGAAAACUAGAUUGAACUCCUACAGUCAAGUGCAAGUCUACAUAGAAAUUUGAUGCCUUAGUUAGGAAAGAAGUUCUUUAAAUUUGGAAUCUUAAAUGGCUGAAAUUUCAAUUAGACAAUAAAAAUUGGAACACUUCAGAUAAAAUUUUAGUAUACAUCACUACUAGCCUGUACUGUGAUCAUUAGGGUAUACGGAUUCCGUAAGAGAGUACAGAUUUUGAAUUCCAGGUGGUGCAGAUUAGGAUUUAAAUGUUUGUAAGGCGGCUGCUUCGUUUUUUCAUGCUAGAUGUUAAAAGUUUUCAGAAUUUAGGCAUUAUCUUGCACACCACAGGACUUGAAUAGGAUAGAAGUGUUUUCCUUAUAAAGCACAGUGAAAGCCAGCAGUUUAGUUCCAAGUUUUGUAUGCUUUCUGGGGCAACCCAUAUUGCAGGUAUAGAGCAUCAUAAUAAGGCUCGAGAAUUAUCUAUGCAUGGCUACACUUUAGUCUUUUAAUAUACUUAGUGCCUGGUAGGUAAACGUAGCUAACAGUUGAUUUCUGGGGUGUUGUCAGUGUUUAGAAACUAAGUAAAAUUGGCUAUGGAAACUGCGUAUUAAGACAGGGUUGUGAAAAUAUAAAGUUCUGUAGGUAAUAUUGCAAAAGGGGCAUUUAGACAAUAGAAUAAUUCUUUGCCAAUAUAACUUAGCGUAAACACUGUGUGCUCCUUUUUACCAUAAAUUGUCUAAUCCGCAAAAGCCAUAUAUCUAGAAUAGCUGUAUGACUAUGUAACGUCAGACAUAAAAUACCAGGAGCUGAGACAAAUGGCACUCGGUUGACACUUUGUCUCAACUUGGAAAUCAGUAACGGAGUAGGUUUUAAGUGCAAUUGAUAGAUGAAGAUACUGUAGCUUAUACUCUGCUGAACUCUCUUUAAGAAUUCUAAUUUGUGCAGGUCUUGAAAAUAAAUAUUGAUGGGCUGCUUCAUCUAGGUUUAGUAUAAUAAGCUAAUUAAAACAGAGAUGCCCUGUGACCAAAACAGGAAAUACUAAACUUAUUAAAUUGGGUUUAUUGCUGCACAAAUCAAGCUGUUUUUAAAGCCUGAAUCAGAAGAGUUCACCACAACAAAGGCAUAGUAUAGAUAUUAUAUGCUGUACUGCAUGCGGAGUGGUAACAAUAACUGUGUAAUAUGAUGAAGACCUUUCACCAUACUGGUACUAUUUCAAUUAAUAUAUUUUGGUAUUGAAAUAAUUUGAUUACCUCAGCUUUUAAUGUUUAACUGUGAUUUUUAAAAAAAUUACCGAAAUAGUGAAACUGUGACAAUGAUAUCCUUUAAACAUAGCAGUGCCUUGCAUAUGGCGCCAUUGAUGCACUAAGCGGAUUAUGGGAGUGGACGUCAUGGGUUGUAUUGCUUGCACCCUUUUUUUAAAGGAGAAACGGUUUUGGUGAAAGGACUUAAAAUUAACCUAGUGAAGAAUAUUAGCACAUAUGGUUAAAUCGUUUUUUAAAAAAACUCUUUGAGGACUAAAAUGUAUAAAUACUUGAUGCUGCUGAUGUUUUAUAGCAGUUGCUGAUUAAUUUUACUUCCAACAGUCAGCAGCCCCCCCCUUUUUUUAAGGGGGGAAAUCGUAAUUUUUGUAUUCCUGUCAGAGAUGUAUAUACCAUGCUGAACCCUAACUGCAGGGGAAUCUGGUUUUUAUUUUUUGAAGUUGAGAUAAGAAUUGGGUUAAUCCUAAAUAUCUAGUUUUUGAAAUUUUUAGCUACUGUAAAACAAAAAAAGCACCAUCUCUCGAUAAGCUGCAAAUGUUCAAAUAAGUAAAAAGUGCCAUUAUACUAUCUUUUUACUGUAUAAUGAAAAUGGAUAAGAGUAACUUUGUGUCCAGGCAUUUCUGGUAUUAUGCUGAAGUGCUAAGAGUCCUCAAAGGGUUUAUAUGCUUUGCUGACCUUAACGUUAGCAGCUUGUGUUUUUUCUCACAGAGAAUGAGUGUUGGUCAGAAGUUGCUGAAGUUAUAGGGGGGUGAAAAAUGUGACAAACUUAGCAAGGGAACACUUGCAACUUGAACUGAGCUGUGACCUACGAUUAUUUCUUUGUAAAGCUGUGGAAUUUGGUAUUCCAGUUUUUACACAUUUGUAUGAUUAUUUAGCAAAAAUGAUUGCAGGGAGGAUUUAAGUUGCAAUUAAAAGUUCCCUAAUAAGUUUUAUAUUGAGAUUUUUCUGAAUUUGCACAGAUAUAAGCUCUGGAAUACCUUGUUUGGUAUUCUUAAAAGGGAAAAUUGUAACUAGUAUAGUAAAUCGUAAACUGUGAGUUGUUAGAACAACGUUGUUAAUCUAAUUUUAGAUUGUUAAAAAUGUACCUCAAAAGGCUAGUGAGAAAUUGCUUCAUUUUUACACAAUUGUCAAAUACUAAUAUAACAAAUCUCACUUUACAAUGUGCCAAAAUUCACUUUUAUACUAGUUUUCAAUGCUUUAAUAUUUGCAACUUGUUAAGUUAAAACUUGUAUUUACAAACACUACUGUAACUUCAGUUAAACUGAAUUGUGUGAUUGAAGCUUUUUUGCUUAUUGUAUUUAUUACACAACUUGAUUCCGUAAAUAUAUAAAAUUACCUUUCCAUUUAUUUUUGUAUUGUUUUACAUGUUUAUACCUGCAGUUUGUGUGAUUUUUUUUGUUACAACUGUAAUUCCGAUGUCAUGCUAAGAACCAAUAAAGUAUAUCCAUUUGUUGUC
Terrapene triunguis (Three-toed box turtle) is the source of this 7198-nucleotide messenger RNA. It is a transcript of the gene DNAAF9, whose product is annotated as chromosome unknown C20orf194 homolog. The transcript has 34 exons. Lineage: Eukaryota; Metazoa; Chordata; Testudines; Emydidae. The coding region runs from base 131 to 3193 and encodes 1020 amino acids. The record is from RefSeq and is a predicted model, not a curated record.